Molecule: messenger RNA, 2171 nt
Organism: Marasmius oreades (fairy-ring Marasmius)
Lineage: Eukaryota; Fungi; Basidiomycota; Agaricomycetes; Agaricales; Marasmiaceae
Exons: 11
Coding region: 124-2010 (628 amino acids)
Molecular function (GO): oxidoreductase activity, acting on CH-OH group of donors; flavin adenine dinucleotide binding
Source: RefSeq, a predicted model, not a curated record
AGAGCCGUAAACAUCCCUGGGAUGGAUAAUCACAAGCAUUCCUGAACUCGAAUAUAAAGCCUUUGUGACGUGGCGCGUACGACUAUCAUCAAGCCUCCUACGUAUACUCAAUUCAAAAUCAAGAUGUUUCCGACUUCAAAUCGUUACAUUACGGAUUUCUCAAAAGUAGCUUUACCGGCGACGUCCAAGGGAAAUGGCCCAGAUACGACUUUUGAUGUGAUCAUUGUUGGUGGAGGCACAGCAGGAUGUGCGCUAGCAGCUCGACUCUCAGAAGACCCGUCAAUUAGCGUGUUAUUAUUGGAAGCCGGUGGAAGUGGUCGAAUGAUAUUUACUACCAUUCCGUCGGCAUUUUCCAAGCUAUUUUGGAACCCACAAUACGUGUUUCAAUUUCGUACAGAACCCCAGGAGAAUGCGAGGAGUUUGAGGAAAUUUUGGCCGAGAGCGAGAAUGUUAGGCGGAUGUUCCUCUAUCAAUGCACAAAUGGCACAAUACGGCGCACCAGGCGACUUCGAUCAAUGGGCGAAGAUAAUCCGGGACCAAGAAUGGGAUUGGAAGAACUUCGGACAAGCCUUCCGCAAAUUCGAAUCCUACACACCCAACCCGAACUACCCCAACGUAUCUACGGCGUUGAAAGGUUCGAGCGGGCCCGUAGAGGUUGGUUAUAAUGGGUAUUAUGGGGACAGUGCCAGGGAUUUUGUGGAAUCGUGCUUGAAUAAGGGCAUACCGUUAAAGCAUGAUUUCAAUACUACAGACGGGCCAAAUGGUGUCAAUAGGAUAAUGACUUACAUUGACAAAUCUGUCCGCCGGGUGUCUACCGAAUCAGCUUAUUUAACAACCGAAGUCCUCAACAGACCGAAUCUAAAGGUUGUCAUCAACGCCACCGUGACCAAGCUCCUCUUUCGGACAUCAACAGGACAGGCGGGUGAGAAAGAGAAGAAAGUUGUGGGUGUUGAUUUCGCCCAGAACGAGAAGGGCAAAGUAUGGAGGGCGAAAGCGAGGGAGGAGGUUGUUUUGUGCGGAGGUGCAAUCAACUCCCCUCAACUCCUCCUCCUCUCAGGCAUUGGCCCCUCCGAGCAUCUCUCAUCCCACAACAUCGAAGUCAUUCAUGACUUGCCAGGCGUAGGAAAACACCUUGUCGACCAUCCGGUUGUAGAUUUUUGGUUCAAGGACAAGUCGAAACAGGCGCCGAGUUUUCUUAUUCCCCAAGGGGUUGGGGAUGUGGUUAGUACGAUUAAGGAAGCGGCCAUGUAUUAUGGGAGCAGUGGGAAGGGGAAAUUGGGGACGAAUUGGGGUGAAGCAGCCUGCUUCGUUCGUUCCGACGACCCCGCCAUCUUCCCUCCUACGGAAUAUCCCAUUCCCCCUUGUAUCCGCAAACGCGCAGGGGAGGGAGAAAUGAUCUAUGACAGUACAUCUGGGCCUACAAGCCCGGACUUGGAGAUCUUUAUAACGACUUUAGGGUAUAAGAAACACGGCAAGUGGAGUUGGAAAUAUCCAACGUUUGCGUUGCAUGCGUGUUUGUUGCGGCCUCUAAGUAGGGGGGAACUGCAAUUGAAGAGUGCGAGUCCGUGGGACCACCCAAUCAUGGAUCCAAAGUACCUUUCAUCGGAAGACGACCUCGCGAAACUCGUCCGGGGGGCACGGUUCUGUCUGAAUCUUGCCAGAACGGAACCCAUCAAUUCCAGGAUUGAUCAUACGGAUCAGGAUGGACUGGAUGGAAAGACGUAUAUGAAAACCGACGAGGAAUUGGAAGAAAUUGUUAAGGAUCGGGUGGAGACUUUAUACCACCCCACGAGCACAUGCCGCAUGGCACCACCAGAAGACGGGGGAGUCGUUGAUUCGCACUUGAGAGUGUAUGGAAUCAAAGGUCUGCGAGUAUGCGACGCGUCUGUUUUCCCGGAAAUUGUGUCGGGCCAUACGGCCGGAGCAUCAAUCGCAGUAGCAGAAAAGUGCGCGGAUAUCAUGAAGGGAGAGUUGAGAGGUGGAGACAGUAACAAGAAUGUUCACGUAUGAGGCUCAUGCUCGAGCUAUCGAGAGGGCCUUUCUGUCACUCUAGUUCCCAAAUUGAAGUCUUCCUAGCUACAAAUGUAUAUAGUGGUGCUUGUAUAUUUUCUAUGACCCCUUCACGUAUCCUUGCAAAUAAUUUACUCAAAUGUAUGUACUUGUAAACCGCC